This is a messenger RNA of Myxozyma melibiosi, 4106 nucleotides long. RefSeq lists its product as uncharacterized. Gene Ontology annotation, biological process: mRNA catabolic process. The transcript has 3 exons. Bases 105 to 3923 code for a protein of 1272 amino acids. NCBI's taxonomy places the organism in Eukaryota, Fungi, Ascomycota, Lipomycetes, Lipomycetales, Lipomycetaceae. The record is from RefSeq and is a predicted model, not a curated record. Gene Ontology annotation, cellular component: P-body. Gene Ontology annotation, molecular function: RNA binding; 3'-5'-RNA exonuclease activity.
UGCCUGUCGCCCGCGAUCAGCCAUCUGAUCCGCUCCGAUCUCCCGCUCUGACACUCACUCCUCUCAGUUUCUUCCCUUCCCUGUUCGUCCUGUUCCCUUCCCCGAUGCAGAACCAGCAGCAACAGCAGCAAGGGCGCGGUCGCGGCUUGCACAUCGCCCAUCGCAGAACCCCUUCCGAGCUGACUCCCCUAAUGAUCGAACAACUCGCCCUCCAGCAGCAAAUGGAAAUGCUCCAGGCACAACAACAGCAGAUCUUGGCGCAGCAGCAGCAAUUUGCCCAGGCCGGUUUGCUCGGAUCACAGGGCAUGCAGACUUCCCCCGCUAUACCCCAGAUGCCCGGCUUCAUGCCCUCUCCCAACCAGGGCUUCGGCUUUCCUGGCGUGUCGCAGACUCAAAUGGCACCAGGAAAUCACCGCCGUGCCCAGUCUUCCGUCCCUGGUUUCCAAAUGAUGGGCAGCUCGGUUACCGGCUCAAAGUCAUUGAUGUAUGAGCCGAACAACAACGGCGGUCGCAACCAGAGUCAGCAGCGCCUGAGCAACGGCCAGGGUCAUACCCGCAGACACUCGCUUGCUCUCCCAGAGGCCAAGCGUGCUGCUCAGCUUGCGCAGCAGCAAAAGCAGGCUGGAUCAUCGCAGCCGGCGUCCUCCGGAAACAUCCAGACUACCUCAAACUUUCAAUUCCCGCCUUCGAAACCGAGUGCUGUCGAUAACUCUAGUGCUUCCAAGAUGAGCCGCCAUACUCACUCGCGCAGCCAAGGCACCAACGCGGACUUUGAGGAGCUUUCUCGCUCUCCCCAGCCUUCUGGGUUUAGCUUCCCCCAUAACAACAACAGUAAUGGAAGCGGCUACAACGACAACAAUGGCGGCCAUUCUCGAACUCAGAGUCAUUCGCGGUCAGGAUCGCGUAACUUUGAUGGCGACUGGCGAAGAAGCAGCGCACAGCAGCAGUCCGAGGCUGCUUCUGGUGGCUUGAAUCAACAGCAACCACAACAACAGCAGCAGCAACAAUUCUUUCCCGGGCACCGUUCACGUGGCUCAAUGUCAAACUCCAUGAGCUCGCAGUCAUCCUUUUCAGCGAGUACUUAUCAGCCCGGCGUUAUCCCGCUAUUCACGCAGCAGCAGAUCAACGCUGGCCAAAGCUCUCAACCACCGCCUGCGAUGGGCCAGAUGCCUGGCCGUAAUAUGGUCCCGGAUUUCAUCUCGAUGCAUCCUCAGAUGAAUUUCCCCUCUCAGCCACUGCAAAACAAUCAACAGCAAAACCAGCAGCAGCGCAAAUCACUGUUCUUGCCGUAUUUGACGCAAGCAUCCAUUCCGGCGCUUGUGGCAGAGGGUCGGCUGGUAACUGGAAUCUUGCGCGUGAACAAGAAAAAUAGAUCUGAUGCGUACGUCUCAACUGAUGGUCUACUUGACGCUGACAUUUACAUCUGUGGUUCUAAGGACCGUAACCGUGCUCUCGAGGGAGACUUGGUCGCUGUCGAGCUGCUUACGGUUGAUGAAGUGUGGGGUUCCAAGCGGGAGAAGGAGGAAAAGAAGAAGAGAAAAGAAGGCGAAGAUAACCAACCUGGUCUGCAAAGACGCGGAAGUCUGCGCACACGACCGAUACAGAAGAAGAAUGAUGACGUCGAGGUCGAAGGUCAAGGUCUACUCUUGGUCGAGGAAGACGAAAUCAGCGAUACCAGCAAGCCCCUUUAUGCUGGCCACAUCGUUGCUGUGAUCGAGCGCAUUCCCGGCCAGGUCUACAGUGGGUCGUUGGGCUUGCUGAGACCAUCUUCGCAAGCCGCGAAGGAGAAGCAGGAGUCAGAGAAGAAGGACGACAAUAGGCAUGAGAACAGUCGGAAUGACAAGCCAAAGAUUGUUUGGUUCAAACCGACCGACAAACGGGUUCCGCUUAUCGCUAUCCCCACUGAACAAGCACCGAAGGACUUUGUUGAGAAUCACGAGAAAUACUCAAACACCGUUUUCGUGGCGUCAAUCAAGCGCUGGCCGAUAACCUCUCUCCAUCCGUUUGGUAUGCUCAUUGAGUCGUUGGGCCCUGCUACAGACCACUCUGUCGAGAUCAAUGCGAUCCUCAGAGACAACAACUUUAUGAACGACCAGUUCACAGAUUCGGUUCUGAACGGCUUGCCUGCGCUAUCUAAACUCGAGGACACGGGAGUCAACCGCCGAUCGUUUGCUGACGAGCAUAUCGUUGCUCUGUGCAGCAAGGGCUCUAAGUAUUCCGAACAGGCUGUUCACAUCCGUAAGGUCGACGACUCUACGGCGCAGAUCGGAGUCCAUAUUACUGAUGCCAGCUUCUACGUCCAAUCCAACACACCUCUGGAUCGUGAGGCGAAGCAGCGAGGAACUUCUGUGUUCAUGAUGGACAAGACAGUGCCGAUGCUUCCGGACGAGUUGCUCGAAAACUACCUCUCGCUGAGUGUCGGCAAAUCUACUUUUGCAUUUAGUGUUGUCUUGGACGUGAAUCUGAAUACGUUUGAUAUUUCAAAUCUCUGGCUGGGAAAGAGUACCGUGACCGCCAAUGCUAUGGUGUCCACAAAUGAGCUCACAUCCGAAGAUAGCGCUGUCAGCGAGACUUUGGAUUUACUAGGCGCGAUUGCAAAGGGAUUCCGCAGAAGACGUUUGAAUGCCAAAGUACCUGAGAUUCCUUCGCUGAAUCUGCUCGACCAAUUGGAAGAUGAGCGGAUUCCAGCUGAGGUCAAUAUUUUUGAACGGAAACAGUCAUCGGCCCUGGUUGAUGAGAUCAUGAUCAAGAUCAAUUCAAUUAUCGCCAGCAUUCUCGUUCAGAAGCUUGGCGACCGAUCUCUACUCCGUCGUCACAGUCCUCCGAAUGCGCAUAGACUCGAAAGCUUCCUUGAGAAGAUGUCGGUUUUGGGAUUGAAGUUUGACGGUUCUUCGAGUGCAAAGCUGCAGAAUAGCUUGUUCCAGAUUGACGAUCCGGAUAAGCUCAAGGGCCUUGAGACUCUCUUGCUCAAGACAUUUUCGAGAGCCAAAUAUUUUGUUGCUGGAAAGGUUGAGCAGAGAAGCGAUUAUAUGCAUUAUCUGCUCAACUUACCGGUGUAUACGACAUUUACUUCCCCUACAAGAAGAUACGCCGAUAUUUUGGUGCACCGCCAGCUUGAAUCUAUUCUCUAUAACAAGGAAUAUACUCCGGACUUGGAGACGCUGUCGAAACUCGCUGAUCACUGUAAUGAUCGGAAGGAUGCCGCGAAGAAUGCAGAGGAGCAGUCUAUUCAUCUAUUCCUCUGUGAAGCUAUCAGCAAUCUCAGUGCAUCCACAGGUCAGCUUAUUCGGGAUGCUGUUGUGGUCAGCGUGUACGAAUCGGCUUUCGAUGUUUUGAUUCCUGAAUUCGGCGUCGAGAAGAGAGUCCACUGCGACCAGCUUCCGCUCGUGAAGGCUGAGUUUGACAAGCAGACCCGAUGCCUUGAAUUAUACUGGGAGAAGGGUGUUGACUCUGCUACGUACGUUCCAGAGGAUGAACGUGACCGAGUGUCUGACUACAAUGGCGGAUCGCAGCGCCGGGCGUCGAGCAUUACUUCAGCAGUGGCGCAGGAUAGUCAGAGAAUAGAUAUCGCAUCGUUAACUCUCGAGGAUCGAUCUCCUAGUGAGGACGGUGAGAAUGGAGAGAAGCCUGUGGCAUCUAAGAGCCUUCCGGGAUCUCCGGUCAAGCGAUCGCCAUCCAGAGCACUGAAUGAGAAGCCGACGCGAACAGCGUCCAUGACAAAGAUGAAUGCGAUUGAGAAGGAGGAGGCUGCGGAUGCGGGCGCGCUGGCAGCAUACCUUGGAGAUGUAGUCUCACGUAUCAAUGGCGAGGAAUUGAUUCAAGAAAUUCGAGAGCUGACGCAUGUGCCGGUGCUGCUGAGAGCUGAUAUCGGCAAGAGCUUGCCGUGCUUGACGGUGAGAACGUUGAACCCGUUUGCGACAUAAGCGGGUCUGAAUAUUAUAUAUAGCACAUUAUCACCUUGAGGUAUGAAUCAUACAUUUCUCUUCUUUUUCAAAACACUUUUUUUUAUUGUUUGUAUUUCCUUAUACCUUUUUUCUAUCCAAUCUCUCUCAGUGAAAUGUACUUUCUAUUGUUUGGCGCAUUUUAAAAAAUCGGAGCUGCAAUUA